Molecule: messenger RNA, 3535 nt
Organism: Agrilus planipennis (emerald ash borer)
Lineage: Eukaryota; Metazoa; Arthropoda; Insecta; Coleoptera; Buprestidae
Product: epithelial discoidin domain-containing receptor 1
Exons: 17
Coding region: 751-3513 (920 amino acids)
Biological process (GO): protein phosphorylation; cell surface receptor protein tyrosine kinase signaling pathway; multicellular organism development
Cellular component (GO): signaling receptor complex
Molecular function (GO): collagen binding; ATP binding; protein tyrosine kinase collagen receptor activity
Source: RefSeq, a predicted model, not a curated record
AUCAACUUUAUGCAGUUGCCAGGGAUCUACGAGAUCGUCCAGUGACUUUCAAAGAAGCUCUCGAGAAAAAUAUGGGGUGUUACGACAUCUUUGAUCCUGAGGGCAGAUAAACCUUUGACGCAUGUACGAGACAGGGUAGACAGAAAUGACGUAAUCUAACGAGUAAACAAUGCGAGCAAAAGCGUCUCAAGCCGAAUGAUGUUUUUUUAUAUCUGCGAAGACGGCAUUGCUAGAGGACAAAUAAGGACGACUGUUAUUAUUCGUAGUGUAAAAGUUUGACGAGUGUGGUACAGUUGCAAAACCGACGCGAUAGUUGUUAUUACCGUAAAACUGUAAAAAUGUGCACGCGUGAACCUGUUCGCGUACGCGAGUGUAGUAGUGCUUGUUUAAUCGAUUCGUAAUUAAUCUUCAAAUUGAUUGGUCAACGAUAAGACAAUUGGUCGCCGUCAGAGUAUCCAGCCUGAUGUAAUUAGGAUGAAUCAAUUUGGAUGCAGUGAACGCCGGCAUUAUGAGUUUCAGAUACAUGCGUCUUUACCAUGUUUCUUUUGAUAAUGCAAUGGAGUCGAUAGAAGAAAACACUAUUGUCUUAUGGCCGAACAUCUCCAAGUGGCCCUGAAAGGUCUCUGACAUCGCCUUCAACAAAGUGGCCGGUAAAUUACACCUUCCUUUGUGUUUUUCGCAGUGACGCAAAUAAAAUGCCUUGAAGGAAGAUGUUUUUACGGGGGGAUUCUCGUUAUAUAACACGGGAGAAUGUGGAGGGUUCGAUUAUUAAGACUCUUGAUAUCAUUCCUCCUCCUUCUGACUAUUAGCGAUGCCGUUGAUCCAUCCCAAUGCAUAGCUCCCCUUGGAAUGGAGAGCGGUUCUAUUCGAGACGAAGAUAUAACUGCCAGUUCGUCCUUUGACAGCGGCAACGUGGGUCCUCAUCACGGCCGAGUUCGCACAGAGAGACAUGGUGGUGCUUGGUGUCCUUUGAAGCAGGCCACAACUGAACCAGAAGAAUGGCUGCAAGUAGAUCUAAAGAGCGUUCAUAUGAUAGUUGCCACAGGAACUCAAGGGCGGUUUGGUAACGGUCAGGGGGUGGAAUUUGCAGAGGCCUACUUGAUAGAAUACUGGAGACCUAAGUUAGCGAAAUGGAUUCGAUAUAGAACUGUUAAAGGCGAAGAGGUUAUUACUGGGAAUAUCAACACGUACCUGGAAUCAAAGACCGAUCUUGAUCCUCCGAUAUGGGCGAGCAAAAUCCGCUUUUAUCCAUACAGCUACCAUCAAAGAACCGUCUGCAUGCGGGUGGAAUUGUAUGGUUGUCGAUGGACGGAUGGUAUAAUCAGUUACUCCAUGCCGCAGGGCGAUAAAAGGGGGUCGAAUUGGGAAUUUUACGAUGCCACAUACGAUGGUCAUUGGGACGGAGACGAACUGAGGCAUGGUUUGGGUCUGCUCACGGACGGAAAAUUUGGACGAAGUGACUUCAAAGAGUCAUUCAACGACAACAGUCAAUUGUGGGUUGGAUGGAAGAACGACACCCAUUUAACGAAACCCAUCGAAAUAAAAUUCGAGUUUGAUAAAGUGCGAGAAUUUUCUGCUGUUCAUAUUUAUUGCAACAAUCAAUUCAACAAAGACGUGCAGAUAUUUUCCCAAGCCAAAGUUUUCUUCAGUAUCGGCGGUAAAAGGUACAAAGGUGAACCCAUCACGUUUGAUUAUAUAGAAGAUAAGAUCUUCGAGGAUGCUAGAAAUGUUACCAUCAAGCUCCACCAUCGCGUCGGACGUUUCGUCAAAAUACAACUCUUCUUUGGCGCCAGGUGGAUUUUGAUAAGCGAAAUAUCGUUCGAUUCGGUCAUUGCCCAUGGGAAUUUCUCCGCCGAAUCCGACCCCAAUACAACAAUACCACCCCAAAAAACCGCCCGGUCUGAAAGAUAUCCCAAUGACAAAAUCGAAAUUCCAUUACCUUCGAACACCAUGAACGAUCCCACAUAUUUGACAAUCAUCUUAGUGGCCCUUGCCUUUAUUAUUUUAAUCCUGGGACUGUUAGUGUUCUUUGUAAUUAAUCGUUAUCGAAAUAGAAAAUUGUUUCGUAGUCCCAAUUCCUCGAAUGUUGGGUUCCCUUCCAAUACCUUACCUCAUCUUCAGCCCGAGUUCGGCAUUCACGAAAAAGGGAACACCAUCGAAGCUUACGGUGUUACCGAAAUAGAUGAUUGUAGAAGAAGUCACGAAACCAUGAAAUCUAGUUUAAGGUCCACGUUGCCUUUAUCGCAUCCCGUUGUGGAAAACUAUGCGGAGAGCAACGACUAUCAGGAGCCCUAUCAGGCCCUCAAAUACGCUCCCUACUACAGCUACAGUUCUGUGGUGAUGGAGAUGCAAGAUGUGAUAUCCGAUAAGAAAUUCAACCAGUCCCAUUCAGAUACAUACGAUUAUGCAGUGCCUGAGACUGGAACUUUACCUUUGUUGAAUUCCGACAAGAAUUCGUUGGUGUCUAGAGCAAGAAUCAAUAGCACAGCAUCGAACGGUUCCAAGAAUUCGAGAAAUAGCAGCUACGGGGAAGCGAAUAGUAGAAAGUUAUCUUCGCAACAUGAGCCUCUUCUAGCAUUAAGAAAACGUUUAGAAGAAACAACUAUCGCUGAGUUUCCAAGACAUCGACUGCGAAUGUUGUCGAAACUUUCGGAAGGUGCUUUUGGAACGGUGUAUAUUGCGGAAGCAGACAGUAUAUCCGAAUACUCGUCUGUUGUAUCUCUGGGCAAAAGAUUAGUGGCAAUAAAAUUCUUAGGGGAAAAUGCAUCUGAGAAAGAAAAGAAAGAUUUCUGCAGAGAUGUAAGGAUUUUAGCUGCCUUAGACGAUCCAAAUUUGGCCCGGGUCCUUGGCAUAUGCAGCCAGGAAGAUCCCCUUUGCGUAAUCAUGGAAUAUUUGGAACACGGAGACUUGUGUCAAUUUUUGAAAUCACACGUAGCCGCCGAAAACAGUACCACGGCCCCUUACGGGGUGAAGACCCUCAGCUUCAACUGCCUCUUGUACAUGGGCACCCAAAUAGCUUCUGGGAUGAGAUACCUGGAAACCCUUAACUUCGUACAUCGUGACUUAGCAACGAGAAAUUGUCUGAUUGGCAAAGCAUAUCAAAUAAAAAUUUGUGAUUUCGGAACAUAUAACGAACUGUAUGUGAACGAUUAUUACAAGGUCGAUGGUAACACUCCAUUGCCCAUACGGUGGAUGGCCCAUGAGUCAGUGUUCCAAGCCAAAUACACCACCAAAAGUGACGUGUGGGCGUUCGCCGUCACCCUAUGGGAAAUUCUGACUCUCUGCAGAAGGCACCCUUACGAUAACAUGACCGACCCCCAGGUGAUGGAGAAUCUUGCUCAUAUGCAAAGGGACAACGGUCAACAUAUGCUCCUUCCACGUCCUGCCGUGGCCAGCAAGGACAUUUACGACUUGAUGGUCGAAUGUUGGAAGAACAGGGACGUAUCGAGGCCGACGUUUAGAGAAAUUCAUUUAUUCUUGCAAAGAAAAAAUCUGGGAUAUGCCCCGACGUAGCUUUAGCGAAAACGGAUGGUUU